AUGGAUUCGGAGCUUUUCGAGCGUGACCGGCAUGUGACGUUUCUGCAGAUGAUGUACCAGCUUCUGCCGUCCCCCUAUCAGAGCCAAGAAAUCAACCGCCUCACUCUCGCCUACUUCGUCAUCUCCGGCCUCGACCUCCUCAACUCCCUCGAUCGCCUAGUUGACAAGGAUGCAGUUGCCACCUGGGUUCUGUCAUUGCAAGCUCAUCCAAGAAGCACAGCCGAAUUGAACAAUGGACAAUUCUAUGGUUUCCAUGGUUCCAGAGCUGCUCAAUUUCCUCCAGAGAAUAAUGAUAAUGGGGCUUUAAAUCCCAGUGUCAGUAACCUGGCGAGCACGUAUUGUGCCCUAGCCUUACUUAAAAUCGUUGGCUAUAACUUGUCCAGUAUUGACUCUGAGUCAAUACUGACGUCAAUGAGAAAUCUUCAACAGCCUGAUGGGAGUUUUAUGCCUAUACAUACAGGAGCCGAGACUGAUCUUCGAUUUGUUUUUUGUGCUGUGGCCAUUUGUCAUAUGUUGGGAAAUUGGAGUGGCAUGGACAAGGAGAAAGCCAAGGAGUACAUAUUAAAGUGCCAGUCAUAUGAUGGUGGCUUUGGGUUGGUUCCUGGUUCAGAAUCUCAUGGUGGUGCAACAUAUUGCGGUGUUACAUCUCUCUGCUUAAUGGGAUUCAUUGAAGAUGAAAUUCUUUCUAAAAAUGCACCGUCUUCCAUAAUAGAUGUGCCAUUGUUGCUGGAUUGGUGCGUGCAGAGGCAGGCAGCUGACGGUGGAUUUCAAGGUAGACCCAACAAGCCUAGUGACACAUGUUAUGCCUUUUGGAUUGCAUCAGUUUUGAAGAUUUUAGGGGGCCAUAAAUUCAUUGACAAGAAGGCUUUACAUGGAUUUUUGCUAACUUGUCAGUCCAAGUACGGUGGUUUCAGCAAGUUCCCAGGGCAGCUGCCAGAUCUAUAUCACUCCUAUUAUGGACUUACGGCAUUCAGCCUCUUGGAAGAACCAGGUCUGAAUUCACUCUGUGUUGAGCUGGGAAUGACUGCAAUUGCUGCCAUGGGAAUCUGA
Molecule: messenger RNA, 1050 nt
Organism: Prunus armeniaca (apricot)
Lineage: Eukaryota; Viridiplantae; Streptophyta; Magnoliopsida; Rosales; Rosaceae
Source: the annotation of a GenBank genome assembly